AAAAGAAGUCAAAAAUGAAGUUGGGAGGAAGUUUAAACAUUCUUCCCCAAUGCAAACUACGGACAUUGAAAAAAUUGUUUUAAAUAGCGGGGUCAGUCAAGCCGUUGGUAAUAAACAAUUUUUAGACAAUACCGAAAAGGCUCUGGUCCAAAUUUCUCACGGGCAAAAACCGGUUAUCACUUAUGCCCGCAAGUCCAUUACCGGUUUCAAAUUGCGAGAAGGAAUGCCGCUUGGUUGCUUUUCAACCAAGAAAUUCGACCAAAAAGGAAAUUAUAAUUUGGGAAUAGACGACUUGAACAUUUUUUCGACCGUUCCUUAUGAUUUAACUUUCAAAAACCAAGGGGUUCAAAUUACGGUUGUUUUUAAGUCUUCUUCGGUCGAGGAAAAUAGUUAUUUUUUAGGCUUAUUAGGGUUUCCUUUCAAAGAAAAUAGACCAAAAAUAAAAUAA
Ambispora leptoticha is the source of this 448-nucleotide messenger RNA. The record is from the annotation of a GenBank genome assembly. Lineage: Eukaryota; Fungi; Glomeromycota; Glomeromycetes; Archaeosporales; Ambisporaceae.